Mesorhabditis belari is the source of this 567-nucleotide messenger RNA. Lineage: Eukaryota; Metazoa; Nematoda; Chromadorea; Rhabditida; Rhabditidae. The record is from the annotation of a GenBank genome assembly.
AUGACGCUUUUCAUCUAUGGAUGGCUGGGAUACGAGUUGUAUCGAGCGAAGAAUUUCCCUGACUAUUUGGCGCGGCAAACGCUGAUCGCGCAAUUCUUGAUCAAUUUGCUUCUUUGUCUCAAAUGUGAAUUUGAAUGGACACAACGGGGAUCAUCAUGCUAUUUGCUUCAGGGUGACUUGUCCAACAGCGCGCCUCUCUUUACUUUCACUGAAGCUGAAGCCGAUUGUGUGCAGCGAAAAGGACAUCUCGUUUCAGUGCACAGUAAAGUUGAACAGGAUUUUCUUACUGAUUUGGUGAAAAGAAAAGAGAGUGGCGAUUGCGCAAAGGAGAACGUUUGGACUGGAUUGUGGUACGAUGAGGCAAAGGAGAAAGCUCUUUUUACUGAUGGUUCACCGGUGGAUUUUUGGCGGAACAAAGUUGAUGACUCAUUUGGCGCUUCGGCACUGGUGAUUCAAAACUCGUUGAAAUGCUCUCCAGUGGCUCCAAUUUUCAUUCAAAUCGACAUCUCUGCGAAACUUUCGCGUUACAUUUGCAAAAAAACGGCAAUUAAUGAGAUUCAAGACUAU